Messenger RNA from Nicrophorus vespilloides, 1524 nucleotides. RefSeq names its product retinol dehydrogenase 7 (gene sro). The record is from RefSeq and is a predicted model, not a curated record. The transcript has 4 exons. The coding region runs from base 326 to 1465 and encodes 379 amino acids. Lineage: Eukaryota; Metazoa; Arthropoda; Insecta; Coleoptera; Silphidae. Gene Ontology annotation, molecular function: oxidoreductase activity.
AUAAUAAUCUUUAUCAUUCUUUAGAGGUCACAUAUUUUGGUUGGUUUGUUGUUGUAGGUCCUCAACAAGUUGCUUCUUUUUUAUUUAAAACAUUAAAUCGCAAUGUUUAAAGAACGUUUUCCUUGAGCCGGAUCUAAUACAAUGGUUUUGUGAUUGCAUAUAACAGCUAUUGGAAUUCGAAAUUAUUACCUCGCAUUACCAUGAUCAAACCCCCAAUAGGUUAAGUAAUAUUUCACCAAAAUCUAUUAUAGAAUUUUUACAUAAUCAUCAAUUUACGCGUCGAAAAGAACUAGCAUGAAAUUUUGUUAAUUGCAUAAAAUAAACGAUGGGGGUAACUCUGACGAAGGCCGCGCGGACAGCGUUCGAAAUCACCAAUGAGCUGUUUAUAGCUGUAGGAUCUGGCAUUUGGGGCAUUGCAAUAUUGGCAAAUCAUGGACUGAAGCACAAUAGAUUCUUUGGUACAUCGAUUAUUGUAUCUUUAACUAUAGCUAGUCUUCUAUUUGCUUUCCGAACAAAUGAGCUAUGCAUGCCAGAUAGAAAGAAAUUUAUUGUUAUAACAGGAUGUGAUUCUGGAUUGGGAUUCUCAUUGGCACUGCAUGCUAGUGAGAUGGGUUUCAGUGUUCUUGCAGGAUGUUUAAAUUUGGAAUCGGAGGGUGCAUGCAUUUUGGCCUCACAUCAGAAGCAGGGCUUAAUUUGUUUUAAACUUGAUGUGACUCAGAAUCAGAGCAUUGAAAAUGCGAUGCAAUUCAUUCACGACGUUUUAACAGAAGAUAAAAAUAAUGAGCUUUGGUGUGUUAUUAAUAAUGCUGGUGUUAUGAUAUUUGGAGAAUUUGAAUGGUUGACUAACAACCUAAUUCAACAACAAAUCAAUGUGAACUUAUUGGGAACAAUGCAAGUCACUAAAGCUAUUUCUCCACUAUUACGAAAACAUAAAAGUCGUCUAAUAAAUGUUGUUAGUCAUUGCGCUCUUGCCACCCUUCCUGGAUUAGCAGUGUAUGGUGCCACAAAGGCGGGAAUUUACGCUUUCAGCGAUGGGAUCCGAGUUGAAUUAGCCAAAUACGGGGUUCGGGUUGUUUCAUUCGUGCCCGGAUCAUUUCCGUUCCAAAGCAAUAUUAUGCUGAAGCAACAUGAUCAUUCUGAAGAAAUGCGAAGUGCGUUCACGUCAGAGCAAGAAAAGUUUUACGGAAUUUACUUUAAAAAGUACAACUCUUACCUAUGUGCAAUAUCAGCUAUGAUAAAGCAACCAGGGAAAAUUUACAUGAAAGACUUAUACGAGAAUUUCGAGAACGCGCUGAUCGCUCAACAUCCCAAAGCACUGUACAUAGUUGAACCCAUGAGAUACAAAUAUUACCAUUUCUUCUUCAAAUACAGUCCGUACUUCAUUAGGGAUUAUCUUGUAAAUAAAUUUAUAAUGAUGCCGGCUUUCGAAAGGCCUGAAGACUACACCGAAUACGAUCUCUAUUGAUCUCAUCUCUGAAAUGAAAAAAUAAAAACGACUGAAAAUAAAUAAUCUUCUAAAAUUCA